Molecule: messenger RNA, 1350 nt
Organism: Mesorhabditis belari
Lineage: Eukaryota; Metazoa; Nematoda; Chromadorea; Rhabditida; Rhabditidae
Source: the annotation of a GenBank genome assembly
AUGCAAGGAGCCAGCGAUGGAAAGUUAAUGGUCGAGGAUCUGUCUGCGGGGAAAAUCUACCGGAAAGGAGUCAGUGACUCCAAGUACAUUAUAAUCCACCAUGAAAAUAAAUCCGUCUUACGCCGCUAUCGCAUCGAGGAAACAUGGUGGAGAUCCUUGGAAAAUAAACGACUAAUUGACAACGAGCUGGCUCUUUUAAAACUCAAACAUCCGAACUUGGUUCUUUUGAUUAAGGCUAGUGCGGAAAAUGGAUGGUAUCAAAUAGAAUUGGAAUAUGUUAGCCGGAUAUCUUUGGACAAACUGAUCUUUAACUCACAAUACGAGUACUCUCAUAAGACGAUUAUACAUUUAACGGGUGACAUUCUUGAUGGUCUUCACUUUUUGCACGAGCACGGCUAUUUGUAUCGAGAUUGCAAGUCGGCAAAUGUUAUGUUAACUCUCUGCGGAAGAGCAAAGUUGAUCGACUUUGAAACUGGGAAAGUGCUGCCAGAAGGUCGCAUAGCUACCGAGCAUUCACAAGGAAUAGGAUCUACUGAAUAUCGAGCACCAGAAACGUUCAACGGGGUACUCGAUUCUAGAGGACAGUUCACAAAAAAGAGCGAUGUCUGGUCCGUUGGAGUGAUAAUUUUUGAAAUGGGCGCACGAAGGGUUCCAUUUCCUUUCGAAAACGGUUCACCACAAGCAAAAAGCGAUUUCAUCUUGCCGAAAAUCAAAUGUGAUGCUGAGGCUUGGACACUGAUGGAAAAUAAUCCGAAAUUCCAGAAUGCAGAUUUCGGCGAACAAGAGUUGAUACCACAAUAUGUAAAAGGAAGAGAAGAGUUUCAUUUUCCAAAUGGAAUGACGUUCACGAGUAUGCCCCAAGAAACCCAAUCUCCAAUCAGGCUUGGAAAUAUGGAGCAAGAUGAAUCAGAAUGGAUUUAUCAUGAAACGGGUUCAGACGCUUGCUUAUUUCGCCAGCUUCACACGCAUGAGGACUCGAACGAUGCCAUGAUUAUUUUUGAACAAGAAAACGAUGAUUUCUGGUUUAACGGAUCAUCGGACGAUCAAUCGGUCGAGAUUGAUCACAGAAACGAUGAUCCAAAAGUAACUAAUGCUGUCGGAACACCAAGUUAUCAAUCACCAGAAGCUCUAAACUCAAAUUUGGUGGAUUGGGCAAAGAACGAUAUCUACUCAUUGGGCUUAGUCCUUUGGGAGUUGGUAGAACGCCGAAUCAUCUUUGAAACGUUAUCGAGACCAAGAAACGUUGAGGAAACAAUUUUUACGGAAGACUUAUGCUCAUCAAUGUCAAAUUGGAAAAAUUUUGGUGUUAAAGCAUCGGAUUUAUUGGACCUUCGUAAAUUAAUCAAAGGG